Theobroma umbraticum is the source of this 1543-nucleotide messenger RNA. It is a transcript of the gene CM1, whose product is annotated as chorismate mutase 1. The record is from RefSeq and is a predicted model, not a curated record. Gene Ontology annotation, molecular function: chorismate mutase activity. Gene Ontology annotation, cellular component: cytoplasm. Gene Ontology annotation, biological process: chorismate metabolic process; aromatic amino acid biosynthetic process. NCBI's taxonomy places the organism in Eukaryota, Viridiplantae, Streptophyta, Magnoliopsida, Malvales, Malvaceae.
GAGCAACUCGUGUUUCUCUGUUUCUUUUCAAAUGCUCACACUCCACCAACCCUCUUUUCAACGCCUAACUCACCCACCACAAGGAAGCGCCAAUCUCCAUUUUUUUUGGUUUUUUUAUUAAUGGAUCUUUAAUUUUUAUCUAUUUAUACCCUUUGGUUUCUUCUCAUUGACUCGCUUUGUUUUAAAGCUUCAAACUUUUGCUUUCUCUGUAUUUGUUUAGUGAUUUGUUUCAAAAGUCUUCUCUUCGUGAUCAAUGGAGGCCAAGUUGUUAAGAGCUUCUUCUCCAGCCUUACCUGCUGCUAAUGGCACUACCAAGUUUUCAAGACCCAGUUACCUUUUACCCUUGCAAACCAGGGAAUUUCCAAGGUUCAAGUUUGAUUGCCGUGCAAGCUUGUCGAAGAAAAACAUUCAAUCUCUUCAUGCUUCCACCACCUCUGUUGGGUAUAAGCCAAUGGGAAUGAAGAAAAGGGUAGAUGAGAGCGAGAACUUGACCCUGGAGGCCGUAAGGCAUUCCUUAAUUCGACAAGAAGACAGCAUUAUAUUUAGCCUUCUGGAGAGAGCUCAAUAUUGUUAUAAUGCGGAUACAUAUGACCCUGAUGCCUUUUCGAUGGAUGGGUUCCAUGGCUCUUUGGUGGAGUAUAUGCUCAGAGAUACUGAAAAGCUUCAUGCCCAGGUUGGUAGAUACAAGAGCCCAGAUGAGCAUCCUUUCUUCCCAGAUGAAUUGCCUGAUCCAUUGUUGCCACCUUUGCAAUAUCCACAGGUACUACAUCCCAUUGCUGAUUCCAUAAAUAUAAAUAACCACGUCUGGGAAAUGUACUUCAGAAAUCUUAUUCCAAGAUUGGUAAAGAAAGGAGAUGAUGGAAAUUGUGGAUCUACUGCCGUUUGUGACACAAUGUGUUUGCAGGCUCUUUCAAAGAGAAUUCAUUAUGGGAAAUUUGUGGCAGAGUGUAAAUUUCAGGCAUCUCCAGAUGCCUAUAGAUCUGCCAUUAAACGACAGGACAGGGAAAUUUUGAUGGACACGCUGACAUAUCCGGCAGUUGAGGAGGCAAUCAAGAAAAGGGUAGAAAUGAAAGCCAGAACUUAUGGGCAAGUAGUGUCAGCUAAUACAGAAGAAGAUGGUGGCAAUCCAGUUUAUAAAAUAAACCCAAGCUUGGUGGCCGACUUGUAUGGCGACUGGAUCAUGCCAUUGACAAAGGAAGUCCAAGUUGAAUACCUGUUGAGAAGGUUGGAUUGAAUUAAGAGAGAUUUCUUUAGCUAUAUCUGAUGAAAUAGAAAUAUUAUGUAGGGGUGAAGUUAUAUGGAGAAAAAGUAAUAUCUGUCAAGUAGUAUGAAAAAUAUAAUGCCAAAAAACUGGUGAGGCAGUUGUAAGUUGGUUCCAAAAAAAAGCUCAGUAGAAACUUUUCUCAGGCCAUUUGCACAUAACUUGUUUCUCCAUAUGACUUUUAUCUCUUUGUGUGAGUGGAUAUUGGAUUGUUAUUGCCAAUAUUUUUAAGACUACAAGAUGCAUAGACAUAUCGUAAAGGGUGUCAUGGGCUUUUUUUCA